AUGAAUGAAAUGAACGCGACAUUACGGAUCAGUGGCGUAGAAGUUCUUGCAAGACAGAUUAAAAUAAUAGAGGACAAGUUCGAGAGUUUCGCAGUGUCUGUAAAUGAUACGAUCAACAACGAUCAGCGGGUUCUGAAUGAACUGAACCAGUCCUUGUCAGAAGUGCUUUCAAAUAAUUGUGGUAGUUGUCGGGAAAUUUUACGGAAAUACCCGUUUUAUGAGGGAAGAGAUGGUGUAUACAAAUUACACGUAGCCUCUGAAGUAAAGUCUGUUUACUGUGACAUGAGUACAGAUGGAGGAGGGUGGACGGCUAUACAAAGAAGACAAGAUGGAUCUACAGAUUUUUACAGGACGUGGUCAGAAUAUAAACAAGGAUUUGGGGAUCCAUCUAAAAACUACUGGAUCGGAAAUGAUGCAAUAUAUGAGCUGACAAAGAACAAGGACCAGGAACUCCGGGUUGACCUACAAAGAUUUAAUGGUGACAAAGCAUACGCUCAGUGCUCCACAUUUUAUAUCGCGGACGAGGACACUAAAUACAAACUCAAUGUAUCUGGGUUCUCAGGAACUGCAGGUGACAGUUUAAAGUAUCACAAUGGCUAUAAAUUCACUACUAAGGACCAGGACAAUGACGGAUAUAGUGGUAACUGUGCUGUAUCAAAUAAGGGAGGCUGGUGGUACCGGGUCUGUGCGUACGCAAACCUGAACGGACAGUACGGACGGUCUUCAGUGUCUGGUAGUCAAUACCUAGUAUGGUAUCACUGGAAAUAUUGGGAAGCAUUAAAACAGACUUUGAUGAUGGUCAGACACAGGAACUAG
Saccostrea cuccullata (small rock oyster) is the source of this 816-nucleotide messenger RNA. RefSeq names its product ficolin-1-like. The record is from RefSeq and is a predicted model, not a curated record. Lineage: Eukaryota; Metazoa; Mollusca; Bivalvia; Ostreida; Ostreidae. Bases 1 to 816 code for a protein of 271 amino acids. The transcript is spliced from 5 exons.